GGCCAGCUGUCUCUCUCCGCUCUGGGGAGGGGGCGCGCGGCUGCGGUCCUCUGCAGAGGGCUGCGCGCUCCGCGGUCUCCGGGGCUCUCCGUUGUUUGGGCCCGUGCUCCUCGACCUCAGGAACAGGGCUGGCCUGAGACCGCGACGAUCUGGGUUGGACUUUAAAGGAGACAUUUAUCCAGGAGAAUGCUUUCAUUCAGAGAGUAAAUUAAAAGAAGACCCCACCCCGUGAGCCGAAAAUAAACAAGGUGUUUGUGUCCUGAAGAAGUCACAGAAACAACUGUGGUGAGGGGAGAGUGGACACGCAGGAGAAGUCGGACCUGGUGUGAUAUUCUUGUCAAAGAAGACUUAAGGAGGAAGAGAGGAGACACGUUUCCAGAGAAUGAAAGAGUGCAGCGUCAAAAUGGAGACCAGCGUUUCUGAGAUUCAAAUAGAAACUAAGGCUGAGAAGAGACCAGGAGCAGCCAGUCCUCAGAAAGAGAGGCAGGAGAAGAAAACAGCCACGCUGUGCUUCAAGAGAAGGAAGAAAGCGAACAAGACGAAGGCCAAGGCUGGCACCAAGUCUGCUGAGGAGACAAAGAAGCAUGCCCCAGAAGCCGGGGGUUCCGGUCAGCGGCAAGCAGCGGGGGCCUGGGCCUCCAUCAAACGCCUUGUGACACACAGGAAAAGGUCUGAGUCUGCGAAGAAGCAGAAACCAUCUGAGACUGACGUGCAGCCUGAGGAUGGAGCUCUUCCUAAGAAAAAGGCAAAAUCCAGACUUAAGAUUCCUUGCAUAAGAUUCUCAGGAGGGGCAAAGAAAAGUCGCCAUUCCAAACUCACGGAAGAUUCGGGCUACGUCAGAGUCCAGGGAGAGGCAGACAAUUCGGAGAUAAAAGCCCAGACCCAGCCAGAUGACCAGGGAAUGCAGGCUAGGUCCACUCAGGACCUACAGGAAGGUGUGAUGGUGAGAGAUGGUAAGGAGAUCCAAGAAUCACACGUAAGCAACAGUGUCACAGCGGGAGAGAACGUGAUUGCCGUAGAACUGGCAAUCGUAGAAAACGAGUCCUCUGCUCUCCAGAUGGGAAUUCCAGGGCUGGAAAAGGAGACUAAAGGGAUUACGGAAAAGCAAAGUGCACAGGCGCAGCAAGCAAGUCGACUUGACUGUUCAGCAGCGGGCAGCCCUCGGCCAGUGACUUCUGCUGCUCCUCCUUCACCUGCAGCCACACACCAACGGAGUCUGGAAGAACCCAGUGAUGGCAUCCGGGAAAGUGCACCAAGUGAGAAAGAUGGUGACAGAAGGAGAAAGAUUGCUGCUGAAGAAAAGAAAUCAGGAGAGACUGCGCUGGGCCAGGCAGAGGAAGCUGCAGUCGGCCAGGCAGACAGAAGUGCACUAAGCCAUGCAGAAACUGCCGCGGGCCAUGCAGAGGAAGCUACUGUGAUCCAGACAGAGGGUCAGGCAAAGGAAGGUAAACUGAGCCAGGCAGAAGAAGCUACAGUGGCCCAGGCAAAGGAAACUGUAUUGAGUCAGGCAAAGGAAGGCAAACUUAGCCAGGCAGAAGAAUCUGCAGUUAGCCAGGCAGAGGAAGCUAUGGUAGUACAAGCAAAGAAAGCCACAGUGGGUCAGGCAGAGGAAGCCACAGUUGGCCACACAGAGAAAGCCACAGUGGAUCAGGCAGAGGAAGCCACAGUUGGCCACACAGAGAAAGCCACAGUGGAUCAGGCAGAGGAAGCCACAGUUGGCCACACAGAGAAAGCCACAGUGGAUCAGGCAGAGGAAGCCACAGUUGGCCACACAGAGAAAGCCACAGUGGAUCAGGCAGAGGAACCCACAGUGGGUCAGACAGAGGAACCCACAGUGGAUCAGGCAGAGGAACCCACAGUUGGCCAGGCAGAGGAACCCACAGUGGGUCAGGCAGAGGAACCCACAGUGGAUCAGGCAGAGGAACCCACGGUGGGUCAGGCAGAGGAACCCACAGUGGGUCAGGCAGUGGAACCCAUAGUGGGUCAUGCAGAAGAAGCCACAGUUGAUCGGGCAGAGGGAACUGUAUUGAGCCAUGAACCAGAUCUGAAAGAAAAUGGAAUUGAUACAGAGAAACCGAGAUCAGAAGAAAGCAAAAGAAUGGAGCCAAUUGCUAUUAUCAUUACUGACACUGAAAUCAGUGAAUUUGAUGUGAAGAAAUCUAAAAAUGUCCCAAAGCAAUUCCUAAUUUCAAUGGAAAAUGAGCAAGAGGGGGUUUUCGCUAAUGAUAGUGAUUUCGAGGGGAGAACUUCAGAACAGUAUGAAACACUCUUAAUAGAAACAGCUUCUUCGCUCGUCAAGAAUGCCAUCGAGUUGUCUGUAGAACAGCUGGUUAAUGAAAUGGUUUCGGAGGUAAUCAAAUAAAUACGCUGUUCCAGUGACUUCAUUUCCAGGUCACGGGAAGGAGGGGGGUAAAAAAUCCUUAAGAGAUGAAUUCUUUUAUACCUUUGUGGCACUUCUUUCUCAGUAAUAAAUUAGUGGCUUAUAUCUGUGGACUCUAAAGGUACAAUUCCAGCCCAGAAGUGCUAAAGGAUGGAUGAAGGUUGUAAAACUCCGUCCCUGAAGCACAGUUCUGGACUGGAGGGAGUCGGCACAGAUCACAAUGUGAAGUGACUUACGGAAAGGUGUGGAAAUGGCAGGCGAUGGCCCAGUGCUGUGAGGACUGAAGACCACUGAGCACUGGGCAUGCCACAUGCUCUUACGGUGCUCUAAUGUCACCAAGUCUGGAUUUCUUUCCGAUGGUUUGACCCUGUGGUGUAGGUGAAUGUGAACUUCGCUCUCCUUUUACACGGUUUUCCCACUGACCCUAAUGGUGAAUCAGGUGAGUGGGCCUUUCUAGCCUUGAACAAGUUCUGUACAAAAGCCAUUCAUGGGUUCCCUCGGCCAGGCAAAUAGUUAACAAGUAUGUAGGCGUGGACACAGAGUGUGUGUUUUCUCUCCUCAACAUCCUUCUGCCUAGCAGACCUGUGUAUACCUAUCGGCGAGUGGACCUUAUCUCCUGAGAAGUCAAAAUGGGAAUAGUAAUUUUUAAUCCAGGAGGCAAACUUCCCAGAUAGCAAAGGCUUCCCUUAGCAGAGCUACUUCUUUGGGUUGUUUGAUUUUAUUUUUGUUUGUUUUUGAUAGACAACUGUGUAACCCUGGCUGUCCUGGAACUCAUUCUGUGGACCAGGCUGGCCUCAAACUCACAGAGAUCGACUGCUUCUGCUUCCCAAGUGCUGGCCAAGAGUAAAGGUGUGGGUCACCCUCGCCUGACUAAAGGGCCAGGAAACCAUAAUAUUCUUGUGAAAAUAGUUCUUGGCUAAACAUAAACUAUGUAAGGAACCGAAUAAAAAGUCAAAAAUCACGCUAAAGCCUAAUUUUUUUUUUUUUUUUGAGACAGGGGUUCUCUGUGAAGUCCUGGCUGUCCUGGAACUCACUUUGUAGACCAGGCUGGCCUUGAACUCAGAAAUCUGCCUGCCUUUGCCUCUCAGAGUGCUGGGAUUACAGGCGUGCGCCACCACCGCCUGGCCGAAAGCCUAAAUUUUUAACACCAGUAUGUUUCAUUGUGUCUAGCCAUAACACUGUAACAUACUUUCCAACCCUACAAGUUAGGAUCCAUACUGUACAGCACCCCCAUCCCACUAUCUAAACUAAGUGAUGGUGUUACUACUUGUUACAAAAGAUGCAGGACACGUGGUACAAUGUCUGCUGAGCAUCCUCUUGAGGCAUGAGCACCACUGGUUUGUUUGGUUGUUGUUAUUUUUGUUUUUGUUUUGUUUUCAAGACAAGGUUUCUCUGUGUAACCCUGGCUGUCCUGGAACUCACUCUAUAGAUCAGGCUGGCCUCCAACUUAGAGAUCUCCUCAGCUUCCGGAGUGCUGGGACUAAAGUGGUGUGCUGCCACUGACCAGGGAGCACUACCCAGGGAGCACUGCUGAUUUUCAUCUGCUCUGCAUUUACACUGUGUUUAUAGACUGCAUAUGUAUACAUUGCUUUUUCCUAUACUUUUAUUUUGUAAAUACAUAUUGUGAUCUUGUGCACAAGUAACUAAUGUGGCUUUGAAAUUUAACCAAAUGGUGGCUAUUUAGCAAGAUUCUUGGCUGGAAUGUGAAAAUAUUUUCUUCUAGGCUUGCCUAUCUUCAUGUUUGUAAUGGGUGAAGGGGAUAUCAUUCAAUUUAGAUAAAAAAAAAACACAUGACCCCUUCAAUAAAUUUAUUUUAAUUGUUUUCCUUUUAGACAUAAAACCAAAAAAUCACUCCUAAAUCAUCUUUGAAAGAAUAUUUUAACCCACUGUAUAUGGUGCUAAUAGACUUGUAUAGAUAGCUACCAGUAAAUAUGUUUAAAAUGAACUUUUAAAAGCCUGGUUAAAGUUGGUGCACUUUGCAGUACUUUAAAUAAUUCUGUAUCUACUUACUAUAAGAAUGGCUCCGAGGGGAGCCACAUUAAACUCGCAUUAAAGUUACUAAUCUCUUAUGAAUGAGUAAAAUCUGUAAGAUACAAAGCUCUUAGUUAUUGAAGGUAUUCUAGAUUGGGGGAUUUUGAAAAGCUGGCAUAAAGUAAAGUUGUAAUUUGGGGGAUAAGAUAGUAGCUCUGGGUUUCAGGUUUUGGUGUGUGUGUGUGUGUGUGUGUGUGUGUGUUCCCUACACUGCUGUUUGAUAACUCCACUUUUGGUUAGAAUGUGUUAUUGUAAUUGAUUGUUUUUAUAAGAAAAUAUAUUCUCCUUUAUUCUUAAGUAGUUUCUCUGGCUUUCCUGAGGACUUAAAAAGAAUUUCAAUCUGUACGCAGAAUGCAGAAAUUCAUUAGUGGGCCCCAGCUCUCUGUAUCUGCUAUAUGGCGAAAUGAUAGUGAAUUUUAGAGUGAUGCAAACUUUGCUGUUGUUACAAAAAUAAGUGGGAACCAGAGAGGUGGUUUGGAAGUCUGCCAUAAAAUAUUUUUUUUGUAAUGGGAUGUAUUUCAAGCAGUUUGACUUUCUAUGCAAAAUAUGUAGAAAGAUUCUGACUCAAUUUACACCCUUGUGGCCUUAAACUGGCCCAUCAACUUAGGACACUCACAUUAAUUUUCUUUGAAAUUUGCUUUUAAUGAACAUUAGCUAAGAUCACAUUUCUUCUUGAACUCUGAAUUUUCCUAAGGCCGGGGGCGUCUAUCAGAUCCCUGAUAAUUUUCCAGUUCAUUCUCUUCGCCCUCUUAAGCCCUAUUCACACAGCACAGAGGGGAUAAGCAUUUGCCGCGAUUUUUGUGUGUGACUAUUCACUUAACAUUUGUUCAAAGCCCUUUUUUAGGAUAUUAAAAAUAGUCCCCGGUAACAUUUAAGUAAAGGCAGCAGAAAACAAAAGACCUCUCCAACAGAAAUCCUGCUCCCUGCCUCCUCCUCCACCUCCAGGAAUAAUAAGCAUGUGGCACAAAUGGAUCUCUUCAGAAAAGCUGUCUGCAUAAUUUUCCUCCCAGGUAACAGACUUGACGGCAUGAAGACGCAAUGAUCUUAAUUGGUCUACUACUUAGUGGAGUCUUAGACAUGGCUUUACAUCUGAGAGACAAUGCGGUCUCCACAGUAUAUUGAAAGAGGUUUCUUGCUAGGGGCUCAUUAGCUCUGUGGCCUGUGAGAAGGCCCUGGGCCAGCCUUGUGUGCACCUCCAGCCCAGAGUUCAUUUCAUCUGCAAAUGUCUGAUUUCCAGUUGCCUUGUUAUUAUUUUUUUAAUAGUUGAGAAUUGUUUUAGGGGGUUGUGGCAGAAUUUUUAAAAUAAUUGUUAGACUUUCAAACUCUGUUGUUUGAAAAGUUCCUUUAGGCAGCCUUAUUGAAUAAGUAGUCUAUUUCCUGGUUUAAUGCUAAAUGCACCAGGAUUUGACUUUUAUGCCUGUCAGUUUUGCAUUUUUAGAAUACCUUUGUUUAAGUUGUAGAGUUCUUGAGGUCAAGUUCCUGUUUUACUGUGUAACAAAGUUUCUUACAUGGAAUUGGAAUUUUCAAUCCAUUCUGCACUUUAUCACACAUUUUUAGAAAGAAUUUUUGUAAUGAUCCCUAAUGACAAACAUUUAUUAAAAUGAAUCUACAUAAAGUAUGGGCACCCCAAUUAAGUUAGAUUCAACAUGUUAACGCCUGCCAAAGACCAUGAUAACAGGACCUCCUAUAGCUCGUCCUGGGUAGGGUGUGUGUGUGUGUGUGUGUGUGUGUGUGUUUUGGAGGCAAAGGAGGUGGCAACAGAAGUCAGGACAGGGGUAAGGCAGAGCCACAGACAAUGGAAAAAGGAAAGUAGAUGGGAUGGAGAAGCUGGGAUCUGAAUACAGGAGCGGUCUAAACAUAAAAAGUGUAUCCAUUCUGAUUUGUGACCAGGUACAGGAAAAGGCCUGCAUAAUGCCACACAUGUCGGUUCUUUGUAGAAAUGUUAAGUGGAUGAGCCGUUGGAAAAGUAAGAGUACCGCUUUGUAUUCUCAAUGAAAUUAGUACUUCUGUGAAUCAAAGACUAAUAGUGAAGAAAUAAUACUCUGUAGAGAAAAAGGUUUCAAGCUGACUUGAUUCAUGUACUGACUAAUACAGAAUAAAUGUUAAAUUAGCUCAUUUAAUUAACUGUGUCUUUAAAAUUGGUAAAUUAUGUUUAUUUCCUAAAACUGUAAAGAUCACACUGAUGAGGAUGUUUAGUUCUAUAAAAAGUUCCUCUAUGCUAGGGACUGGACAGACAAAGCAACACAGACACACAGGAAGCCACCUCCAGCAAAGAGAUACUAAUAGAACCAACCACAAGAGAAGGUCUGCUUUGGGCCCUGGAGCCUAAUGACACAGUACUUGCUACAUGUAUAAUAUAAGCAAGCUACACACCCAGAUCCCAGGACCUCAAAAACAAACCAAAUCAAACAAAAAGAAAGAAAGAACAAAAGAAAGAAAGAAAGAAAGAAAGAAAGAAAGAAAGAAAGAAAGAAAGAAAGAAUUAGUUAUUUCUUACCAGAUUCAUGAAUUGCUUUUCUAUAUUAUUAUUAUUUUGUUUGCUUUUGGUUUUAUUUUUUGAAACAGGGUUUUCUGUGUAGCCCUUGCUCUCCUGAAACUAGCUUUGUAGACCAGGCUGGCCUCAAACUCACAAAGAUCUACGCACCUCUGCCUCUCACUGCCCAACCUGUCUUUUCUAUAGUAUGUGUCUAGGGAUUGUUAAUAAUCUCUGUGGUUUCUUAGAGAAGCCAGGGCAUGGAAGGAUUUGCAUUAUUCUCAUGGUCCCAACAUUAGUUUGCUGCUCCAUAGCUGGAUUUCCUAAAGCCCUAGUUUCAUUCUGCUCCCAGUAUGAUGUAGGUUGUAGUGUAAGGCCAGGGCCUUAAACAUCUGUCUGCUCCUCUUGCCUCAGCCUCCUGAGUGCUGAAUUGCAGGAAUGUAUUACCAUGCCUGGCCUCUGGUUUGGUUUGGUUUUUCCUAACAACAACCUAAUAGUAAUAACUGGGUCCAAUGAGACUCUACUUUCCAAAUCUCAGGACCCACUAAAAAGUUGAUAGCACUCCAAGAUCCUGAAAGGCCACCUGGCUGCGGCUUCCCUCACUGCCUGACAUUGCACAAGCACUACAAGUAAAGAAUUUCACAGCUGGACAGUAGUGGCGCAGGGAGGCAGAGGCAGGCAGAUUUCUGAGUUCGAGGCCAGCCUGGUCUACAGAGUGAGUUCCAGGACAGCCAGGACCACACAGAGAAACCUUGUCUCGAAAACAAAACAAACAAAAAACAAAAACAAAAGAAUUUCACAUUCUUCAGAAUUGUGUUUUAUUUUUGUUAUUACUAUUAUUAUAAUUUUGGUUGGUUUUUGUUUGUUUGUUUUGUUUUUUGAGGCAGGGUCUUCUUUCUAUGAAACCCUGCUGUCCUGGAACUCACUACAUAGACCAGGCUAUCUUUAAAAGCACAGAGAUUUCACCUGACUCUGCUUCCCGAGUAUUGGAAUUAAAGCCAUUUGCUACCACACCGGGCUUAAUGAACUUUCAAAAAGUUAUUGUUGUUGCUUGAGACAAGGCAUGUGUAGCUCAGGCUGUUCCCAAACUCGAGAUCCUCCUAACUCUGCCUGUCCCUCAUGAGUGUUGAGAUUACAAGCAUGUCACCAAAUUCAGCAUAAAGCUUUGUGAAAUUAACUUUUCUAGAAGGGGACACUACCAUUUACAGACUGUGCCCUCAUCACCAUGUACGCAAAUUCUUCACAGACUCACCUUCAACCCUGAAGUCGGAAGUCCCGUUUCCCUCUCGCUUUGGUUUUCUGGGGACUUAAUUCAUGAGUUUAGGGGACAGAGUAAUUACACGUGAACACAGCACAGAAAAUCCUCAGCCAAGUUGGCUCAAGUCUCAUGGGCAAUGAAAAAUCAGGAAGGGGGGGACUCCCAGCCAAUCAGAAUGGCGCAAAGCGGUUACCUGGUGUUAGCAAGAUUCGUUUUUGUGGCUAAACUCAAAUUGCACUUGUAGCCCUGACUUUCUUCUGGGGUUUAAGAAAUAAGUUCAAGGAGACAGGGGGGAGCAAGGGCACCUUGUCCAGGGACUUUUGAAAGUUUGUACAUGAUAGAUGAUCAGCGUCUGGGCCAGAGACCGGAGCGGAGGGACCAGGUUAGAUUGGUAACUGCUGGGGAUCAAACCGAGGGCCCGUGCUCUCCGGAGCCACAUUUGAGCGACCUUGAUGACCCUGCAACUAGUGGGCAGGAUGAAGCUCAUGCACUGUUCACAUUUACACACCUGAUGUUCCACGUCUGCUUUCCUGGGAGCUACAGAGCACAGGAGGACACUGAAGUAGAUGCAGUCAUUUGUAACUUCGCACAUCUUGAGGGGAGGAGAUAUUGAACAUUGAGCCGUGAAUUUGCACAUUCACCAUGGACUCUACAACCCAAAGCCUGCACGCGAAUCUUCCACUCCCAAAUCCCUACACUGACAUCUGUACCUUCAUGUGACAGGAAGGUCUGGUCAGCAUGAUCAUCAGUGAGACUCUGGGCCACAUUGUGAAGAAUCGUUCCCAUGACUAAUGCAACCUGGCAAACAGACAAGACCCUAAGAUGGGCUCUGUGUGGAAUUGGUGUGCAGAACAAGGGCUUCGAUCAACAGGAAUGUCACAUCUAACAGAGGUCAUGCCAAGCCAGGGUCUCUAGCCUGUCAGAAGUGCCCUGCACACUGAAGUGCUGAAAUGGAGCCCUGCCCAGACAGAAUGCUGCAACCAAUGGCUGCUGCCGUUUUCAGGUGGAGCUGGCCAACCCAGUGUGAGCUCUCCACCAGAUGUGGCAUAGAGUUAGCAGUGAGCCCUGAUCUCAGAGAAAGCCUUCUCAGAAUCCUCUUUUAAUUUUCUGGGCUUCCCUUAAUAUUUUGGUUAUUAUUUUCACUAAAAGAUUAAAUAAUUGCAUGCAUUAAACUUUA
Molecule: messenger RNA, 9319 nt
Organism: Apodemus sylvaticus (European woodmouse)
Lineage: Eukaryota; Metazoa; Chordata; Mammalia; Rodentia; Muridae
Gene: Akap5
Product: A-kinase anchoring protein 5
Exons: 2
Coding region: 383-2362 (659 amino acids)
Biological process (GO): positive regulation of adenylate cyclase activity
Cellular component (GO): excitatory synapse; postsynaptic density; dendritic spine
Molecular function (GO): protein kinase A regulatory subunit binding; glutamate receptor binding; beta-2 adrenergic receptor binding
Source: RefSeq, a predicted model, not a curated record